AUGGCCGUGCCGCCGCCUUCGGCACCGCCGUGUCCUCCUGGUGAAGAGUUCGAGCUGCAUUUCAUCGGUGAGUUGGAGUUUGGCUGGGAAUUUCCAGGACUCUCUUCAGAUGAUGGGCUGUUCAUUGACUAUGCGGCAGAAGCUGGGAGCGACUGGCUGCCUAUUGCGAGAAAGGAGGGCUUCGUCGGUCAGACGCAGACAGCCUAUGCUGACCCAGACGGUGUGUAUGUCUUCAACCAUCCGCUUGAUUUCCACUUCAUAGCAGACUCGCUGGCGGGUUGGCCCAAGCUUCAUGUCCAAGUCUUCAAGCUGGACGCAGCAGGUCGAGUGGAGACCGUGGCCUACGGUUCCAGUGUUCUGCCGAACAUGCCGGGCCACACGGAGCUCACAUGCCGCACAUGGAGGCCGCUGAAGCGCUCCAUCAUCGAUGAGGUCAGAGCAGUAAGUGGAGUGCUCGGGAGCGACCCUGGUGCUCUGCCCGCCCCACGUGCAGACAUCCUCAACAACGACGUUAAGGCCCCGGAAGUGCGUUCCAAAAUGGUGACCAAGACUUCUGGGAGUCUGUGUAUUUCACUGGAUACGGUCUUGCGAAAUGCCAACAAGCAUGGGAUUCUUCUGCAGCUGCGUCCGCGUUGA
This is a messenger RNA of Symbiodinium natans, 636 nucleotides long. Lineage: Eukaryota; Dinophyceae; Suessiales; Symbiodiniaceae. The record is from the annotation of a GenBank genome assembly.